GCCUCAUAAAAUUCCACAGCGUUCAUCAAGAUAUUACCAUCCAACAUCUUACUCCCGCUGAUUGAUAUAUUAUCCAAACUUGCCUACAUAUUCCCACCAAUUUAUAAUGGCCAGGUCAGAAGAGGCAGAGGCCUUCUUCUACGCUGUGUACGCCGCCGUACAGCAGAUUCCUUACGGAAAGGUCACAACUUACGGACACAUUGCGAAGUUAAUUGGAACUCCCGAACGACCGCGUCAAGUCGGCAUAUGCCUCAAGCAUCUCCCACAAGAUACAGACUCACGUUUUAACCAUGAUAACGUCCCAUGGCAAAGGGUUAUCAAUGCCAAGGGCAUGAUCUCGCCCAGGUCACAACCCUCAGGGGCACGAAAUCAGGCAGCUGCUCUACGAACUGAGGGCGUUAAUGUUACUACUAGCGCGCUGGGCGAACUUAUGGUGGACUUCUCCGAAUGUGGAUGGUUUCCAAACGAAUUACCUUCGGAGGCGGAAGCGGAAGAGGAAGAGGACGACGAAUGAUUUAACUGUUCGUCCUAUUCCUCAACAAUGAAGCUAGGAUUACGGCAAAAUUCGUAGCCAAAGUACUGGUAGCUGAUUGGUACUUGAUAGUAAUGAGGUGUACUACAGCACUACUUCUUCUCGAUCUCUGGGAAGCGCAUC
Molecule: messenger RNA, 655 nt
Organism: Daldinia vernicosa
Lineage: Eukaryota; Fungi; Ascomycota; Sordariomycetes; Xylariales; Hypoxylaceae
Product: DNA binding methylated-DNA--cysteine S-methyltransferase
Exons: 3
Coding region: 107-514 (135 amino acids)
Biological process (GO): DNA repair
Molecular function (GO): catalytic activity
Source: RefSeq, a predicted model, not a curated record